This is a messenger RNA of Fusarium graminearum PH-1, 2256 nucleotides long. RefSeq lists its product as uncharacterized. The transcript is spliced from 4 exons. Bases 1 to 2256 code for a protein of 751 amino acids. The record is from RefSeq and is a predicted model, not a curated record. Lineage: Eukaryota; Fungi; Ascomycota; Sordariomycetes; Hypocreales; Nectriaceae.
AUGAAAAUCCCCAUGAUUGUCCUUGGACUUGGCAAUCAGGCUGCCGGGCGUAUUCAGACUGUUUCUAUCCAGAGGGAUAGAGUCUCAGGACCUGAGGAAUCCGAUGACACAAGUCAAGGCCUCGAUUCUUCGACACAGCAUCUGAACCGUCAUUCCAUACAAGAUUCGAACACAAGGUAUCAAACUAAAUUCACCUUCGUUCCCCAAAGAGAGUCGGGAAAGGGCGCAAUUAUGUUGGCACCCACUAUCCGUAGCCCGCCCAAGACACCUCGUGGUUCAGAGCCCCCCAAGAAAGUCUGCAAGCCUGGCAUACUGUCAGUUGUAGGGCAUUUAGCCCUCUUCCAUUUGCCUCCGGUCGUGGUCACUCUGGCCCUUGUUGUCUUGUACAGCGUCCGCAUUUACUGGGGCAAGCUCAGCGAUGAGCAAUUGAGCUACCUGCAGUUUGCAGCGAAGGGCCAUGAAACACUUAUUCUCGUGUCUUUGGCAGAUAUUUUGAUGCAUCGGAUACGAUACACCCUGCUACAAGACAAAGGGGGUGUUCCGCUCGGCUUCCUUUCAUCAUCAUUUAUUAUAGGCUCUCCUAUUUCCUACCUCUUCAGCUUGGAAUUAUGGGCUCCAUUAUUACGGCCUGUUACAAAGGCUAAGCGUACUAGCAUAUACAUACAACUGACCGGUAUCCUCAUCGUCAUAAGUAUUAUACUCUCUGCUGCGGUCGCACCUCUUUCUGCCAUUGCCAUAAUUCCUCGAAGCGGGCUGUGGCGAAUUCCCGUACCCAUGGAAGAGAAAGGCUUUUUUAUUUACUCAUAUAGACCUUUAUGGAAGACAGACCUCUCUCAAAGCAUAUAUUAUCACAAUGAGGGUGAUAAUUUGGAUGAAGCUCUGCUCCAACUUCGCAGUACAAUGGCCGAACUGGCUCAGAGACAACCACCAAGUUACACGUGGCGAAUCAGCAAUAGCUCGUUUAUUGCCAGAGAACGAACUAUCUCGAUUACUGCAAACCCUAUUAAAGAGCACCCGCUUGCUAUUGCAACGACUCCCAUGAAGAUUUUGAGGGACAGCCCUGAGGUGGUUUGGGAAGACAUGCCUGUCGAUAUACUAACAAGGAUCCAGCAGAAACUUCCAGGCGACCGUUUCGAAUCAGAAUGGGAUCUUCCAGGGGCCAACUUUACAGUCGCAGAGAAGUGGAAGAGGCUUAGACAAGCACCAACAAGUCGAUGGAAGCAGCCUAUCGUUGCUGUUGAGUGCGCAUAUGGGACUGAAACGGAAACGAACACUCCAACAUUUAUGUUCAACUCUAACAUUACUAAUAACAAAGUAACCCUUGAUUUAGCUCAAGAGAAGGAGAAAAACGAUCCUUAUUCCAAGUUCCUUUUUCUAGAGCUUCCAGACAGUCGCACCAGCCCAGCAAUAUUGUUCCUCCAUAGUCAAAAGACUCUUGAGCUCUGUCGGAUAUUCUCCCGAUGGAUUGAGACCGAUACAUGGUUGGAACACGGCGAAUCUGUCUAUCGAACCCAUCUAGACGCCCCCUUGUCUGAUGUUCAAGUCCACUUCGGGCAAUCUACCGAUCUCAUCAAGAUCGGCAAGGAUUGGCUCAACAGCACAAGUCGAAACAUAAAUGACUUACCCCGAGAGGAGUCAAGCUCUCCUGAAAACUCAUCAUAUCAGUCCAUCAUGGACUUCUGCGACACAGUCGGCACAAAGGAUUGUUACCCUGUUAGCCUGGCAGCAUUCAUGGCAUAUGUUUUGUCGUGGUCAGAUGAUAGAGCUGGAUACAAUAUAUUGCAGCCUUUCCAGCUCGGUGUCAACGAAUCACCGAGACAGGGCGACGUUAUUAUUAAUAAAGAAUGCUUUGUUAGCGGGUACGGCUACGACUGGAAAAGCAGCCGCACAAUACCUCUCGCAUUCUCAGUUCUACUUCUGCAUGUUCUGAUUGUAUUCAUCCACAUGACGAUAGUACUAUGGUCUCGCCAUCCGUGGCACAGCUCGAGCUGGGGUAGCUUUGGGCAGAUGAUGGUUUUGGCGCUUCGCUCGAAAGCUUUGGAUGGGCUAGGCAGUGUCGGUGCAGGUGUCUCGAGUUCUAAAACCUGGAGUACGUCUGUGUCGGUCAGAGUGGUCGGUGAUGAGGACCGUCUAGAGAUGGCAAUCCAGAACGAAAAGGGGGGCCAUUCACAAUACCAGGAAGUAAGCGGGGAGGUUGAGGAAGAAGGGGUCGAUAGGGGUCCAUCUCUGGCACAGCCAGGGAUAAAGUAUCACUAA